AUGUCGAAUUUCUGGUGGCCCAAGGCUCGUUCUGAUAUUAAACGCAUUGUUAAGUCUUGUGAGGCCUGCCGGUUUACCAGAUUUCCUAGAGUCGAUAAGUCGAGGGAAAGGAUUGUGGAGGACUGGAGGAAGCUUUGGCAAGAGCGUACGCCGCAGCGGGCUAACGAACCGAACGAGUUCGAUGUGGGAGAUAAGGUUUUGGUAUGGACGCAACCGAGCCACAGAUUCGACCGUAUAUGGCAGGAAGGUGAGAUUAUACGCAGGGUCGGUUCCCGUUGUUAUGAAGUCAAGUCUAAUGGUAACCGUUCCCAGCUCUACAGUGCUGAUCACCUGAACGCCUUUCUUCCUAAUGGACUUUAUAAUGACGACGAAAACCCCAAGAUCACUGACGAUGAGCUUUCUGUAGAGCCUACUCUGUCUACACGUUCACUGAGGCACACUAAAUUUAUAUUGUGGAAAGAUCCACAAGAUUCUAAGAGUCAUUACGGUAAGAUUGAGCGUUGGACAGGUAGCGGUCAGUAUAUGGUCCACGAGUAUCGUCUACUGGAUGAACGACUUCUACCACUAUGGAUUGGUCCCGAUGGUAAGCUAUCAACUAUCGGUAAUGUCGCAGCCUUUGUGAGAUUGUCCCCGAGGGAUGUCAAGAAGAUCAAAGUGGAUGAGGUCACAAACACCCUACUAGAAGAGAGCUUAGAUGAGGUGGCUCCUUAA
Molecule: messenger RNA, 711 nt
Organism: Perkinsus marinus ATCC 50983
Lineage: Eukaryota; Perkinsozoa; Perkinsida; Perkinsidae
Exons: 1
Coding region: 1-711 (236 amino acids)
Source: RefSeq, a predicted model, not a curated record